Molecule: messenger RNA, 1203 nt
Organism: Rhodotorula graminis WP1
Lineage: Eukaryota; Fungi; Basidiomycota; Microbotryomycetes; Sporidiobolales; Sporidiobolaceae
Exons: 4
Coding region: 1-1203 (400 amino acids)
Biological process (GO): protein dephosphorylation
Molecular function (GO): protein tyrosine phosphatase activity
Source: RefSeq, a predicted model, not a curated record
AUGGCCGCACCCAAGCGCGCCUCUCUCGCACCGCCCCCGCCCUUCCUCACCCCGUCUCGCAAUGCGCUCCACUCGGCUCUCGCCGCCCUUCAAGAACGCGAAUACCUCCGCCGCGCCUCGAUCAGCGACACGCGCCCUCGCCACGAGCCGGCGCAAGGCCGCACUGCCGGCCAGGCCAACACCGGCGAGCGAGACUGGUUCGCCGUCGGGGCCGCCUCGAGCCGCACCAACCGCGACAAGAACCGGUACGGCGACAUCCUCGCGUACGACCGCACCCGCUGCCUCCCGCCGCUCCGCACCGCCGCCGCCCGCGACGAGGCCGGCUAUGUCAACGCGUCGCUCGUGCGCGAGCCCGAUCUCGGCUUCGACGACGACGUGCUCCCGAGGCGGUGGUGGGUCGCGGCACAGGCGCCCGUCCCACACACCGUGCACGACUUCCUCUCGCUCCUUCUGUCCCCGCCAACCUCCCUCUCGCACCAGGCCUCGGGCCCGAGCGAGCCUCUCCCUCUCGUCAACCUCGUCGUCCAGCUCACGCCCCUCGUCGAGGGCCGCCGGCAAAAGUGCCACCCGUACUUCCCGACCGACUUCGGCGCGACGGCACGACUCGCGAGCGCGAGCGGCGAGGCGGGGCAGGGCGUGUGGGUGCGGCUCGAGGGCAAGGAGGAGCGAGACGGCGCGAGGACGAGCGAGCUGCGGGUGGGUCGGGAGGGCGACGACCAGGGUCGACGAGUCGUCCACGUCGAGUACCUCGGCUGGCGAGACCACGGCGUCCCCGACUCGCCCGCCCACCUCGUCCGCUUCAUCCACCGCAUCCACGCCCUCAACGCCUCGCUCUCCUCGCCAGGCCCCGCCGCCCCCAUCCUCGCCCACUGCUCCGCCGGCGUCGGCCGCACGGGCACCCUCCUCGCCCUCUCGUCCCUCCUCCCGCUCCUCUCGCACCUCGCGCGCGCACGCCCACCGCUCUCGUCCCUCCCCCUCCCGAGCGAGGACGACGCGCACCCGCUCGGCGCGUACCCGGCGCAGCGCAUCCUCGGCGGCGGGCCCGGCGCGGUCGACUACGUCGGCCUGACCGUCGACGGCCUGCGCGACCAGCGCACGACGAUGUGCCAGACGGCCGAGCAGGUCCAGUGGGUGUGGGAGGCCGCGAGGGUUGCGUGGGACGAGGGGCUGCUUGACGGCUUUGAGGAGGCGGACGAGGAGUGA